AUGGUUGUAGUCGCAAGUUGUUUUCACAGAGAGGAUGUGAAUGAUGAUAGAGUCAAGGAGCUGAUGGAGUUGAUAAGGACUAAGCAUGACUUCAGUGACCAUGUUUGGGCUUUCGAAGAAACUGCAGAGGUUUCUCUGGAUCUGGAUGAUGAAGCAGCUGUGAAUGCUGGAGCAGCAGAGAGUGAUGAAGACUUUCACACUCCAAAUGGAUCAACUAGUGUAGGCGUUUCAUCAAAAAAGAGUAAGAAGAGGCUCCCAGAUCGUGGUAUGGAAAAAAGGAAACAUAAGGUUCUAUCAACUGAACCUAAGCAAGCGGUUCUUAAUGAUGACAUGAAGGCUUGGGUGAAAGAGUUAUUUGAGAAAAAUUUCAAUGCAAUGGAACUUAGGCUACAGAAACAGAUGGAUGAGAAAUUUGAGACACUGCAGUCUGAGCUGAAAGGAUCGCGCAAGGAUUCUAGAGUUGAGCUCAAAGAUUCCGGGAACGAUGGACAGCCUACACCGACAAAGCCAUCGACGAGCCAGCCAGAGUUGAGGAGGUCCACUCGUGGGGAAGCGUCUCAUAGUCUACCCGAUGGGAAUUUCAGUGAAGCAGAUGAUAUCUUCCGAGAGAUGGGUACGCAAGGCGUUGAAAGGCUGUCUCAGCCCUCGUAUGUGCAGGGUUUUGAUCCAUCUCAGCCCUCUAAAGAAGAUGACUGGUGGACUCCGAUGACUUCAGUCAGAGGUUCAAAAGCUAAACAAAGCAAAGGUAGUACAGCUCCACCUCCGUCGCAAUGGAAGAAAUGGAAAGGCAAAGGCAGUACACCCCAGCUUCUCGAUAACCCAUUGCCCGACGGUUCUCCGCAGUCGUCACUUUGUUAUUUCUCCGAAGAAUCAUGGACAGGAUUCAUGGAAUGGUGUCUGAACCCAAUAGCUAUAAAGAUUGGUCCUUCAUUCUUCAAUUUGGCUGUAGCUACAAGGAUAAUAUGUUCUCCACAAUGGCUAGGCAAUGAGGAAAUGGAUUCAAUUAUGUUUAUAUGGCGAGUGAACACAUCUUUCAAGCGUUGGACCCCAACCCGUGUUGCUUUCAUGCCCUCCAUCUUCUGCCUCCAAAUGGACACUGAAUUCAACAAGUUUGUCCCAAACAAAAAAGCUUAUGAAUUGCAUGAGUUUCUUAUUUCUUACGGCAGAGGAGAGCUUCCAGCUCAUGGGCGGACUGAUCAAGUCUGGGGUGUCGAUGUUGAUCGUCUCUAUUUUCCUCAGUUUGUAAAUGGUAAUCACUGGAUUGCUGUCUGCAUCAACAUCAUUGAGAGAAAAGUGGAAGUCUUUGAUUGUAAUAGAGGAAGGAAUAGGCAAUACGUUGAGAAGUUUGCGGCUUUGAUUCCGCGGAUAGUGAAGGCCGUUGCACCACCCGAAAGCAAGAAGAACCUACUCGUAUCACCAUAUUCUAUAGUAGAUGUACCGAUGAAGGCGAGGUUGAACAAGAGUUGUGCUGAUUGUGGAGCAUACGCACUCAAACACUUGCAAUGCCAUCUCCUUGGUCUCGACCUCGGUUUAGUAGAUGACGAAAUCAUCCAGGGCUGCAGACAGAAGAUUGCUGUGGACUUAUGGGAGGCUUCACACGAUCCCAUAUUAGCUCAGGUUAUGACUCAGUAUGUUCCUUCACCAUGGGAUAAGCCUGGGGUCUAUGACCUGUCAGAAGAUGACUGA
Eruca vesicaria subsp. sativa (arugula) is the source of this 1686-nucleotide messenger RNA. The record is from the annotation of a GenBank genome assembly. Lineage: Eukaryota; Viridiplantae; Streptophyta; Magnoliopsida; Brassicales; Brassicaceae.